AGAUCACGUGAGUGCAAUCAAGAAAAAUGGCGACUUUUAGUCGUUUUGCUAGAAUUGCUCAUAACUCGGCCUGCUUUUCGAUAAGACGAGGACACAAUACUUUUGCAAGCAAUACUGGGAAUAAAAGCUUCAAGUUUCAGCCUUUUAGGAGACAGGCAUCUCGCACUGUAGAAGGAACAGUAGUUGAGAGUCAGAGUGGAGUAGGGACAAGAACUUCACAAUGGACUGGUGAUAAGUUGGGGCGGGCGGUACUGGGCGGGGCAUCGCUGGUUGCUAUGGGAAGUCUCUGUUUCUAUGGACUGGGACUGUCUGGAGAAGAGGGAGCAAUAGAUAGAGCAAUGUUUUGGCCUGCAGAGAUAAGGUCACGCAUUAAUAAAACCUAUACUUAUUUUGCUGGCGGUCUCGGAGUAACUGCAGCUGCUGCUUAUACUGCCUCACGUUCGGAGUCAUUCUUAAGAUUCAUGAUCACAAGACCUCUAAUGUCUGGUAUUGUAUUUCUGGUUGGUACUAUUGGUUCAGCCAUGAUGUGUUACGGUAUCCCUUACAAGCCAGAGACAAUCCCAGUCAAGAUUGCAUCAUACGCACUCUUCACUGGAAUAAUGGGAGCCACGUUAGCACCUAUUGCUUUUAUGGGAGGUCCACUGGUUGCUAGGGCUGCUCUAUACACAGCUGGUGUUGUAGGAGGUCUGAGUGCUACAGCUGCUUGUGCUCCGAGUCAGAAAUACCUGAGCAUGAGUGGACCUCUUUCUCUUGGACUGGGUGUCGUGUUUGUAGCUUCCAUUGGUGGUUUAUUUGCUACGCCAGGCACAGCUCUCUUCUCUGGUCUUCAUGCCAUCUAUAUGUAUGGUGGCCUGGUCCUCUUUGGUGGCUUCCUACUCUACGAUACACAGAAGAUCAUUCAUCAUGCUGAGAACAUGCCUCACUAUGAUCCUGUCAACAUGUCCAUUGGAAUAUAUCUUGAUACUAUUAAUAUAUUUGUACGUAUCCUGUAUCUACUGUCAGGAUCAAACAGGAAGAAAUGAGAUUAAACACUAAAGAACAUAAACAAACAAGACUCAUCUCUCUAUAUUGAAUUUCACUGUAUUAUUAUUAUUAUUAUUAUUAUUAUUAUUAUUAUUAGUGUUAUUAUCAAGUGCUCUUGUCAUUAUGUAGCUUACUUCUCUCUCCCUCUCUUUUCCUAUUUUGUUUCAAAGUGAUUAUUAAAAUGAAGCUCAUUACGUUGUAAUUACCAUUUGACCAAGAAGACUAAACU
This is a messenger RNA of Amphimedon queenslandica, 1252 nucleotides long. RefSeq names its product growth hormone-inducible transmembrane protein-like. The record is from RefSeq and is a predicted model, not a curated record. The coding region runs from base 27 to 1022 and encodes 331 amino acids. The transcript has 6 exons. NCBI's taxonomy places the organism in Eukaryota, Metazoa, Porifera, Demospongiae, Haplosclerida, Niphatidae. Gene Ontology annotation, cellular component: mitochondrial inner membrane.